CGCUGCCAGGCGUUGGGCACUUCCGGCGGGCUCGGGUUUCCUUCGCCCCGGUAUUUAAAUGGGGCUGCAGGACAUCAGCUGCUGUUCCAUUCAGAGCCGAGCCGUGACAGACCGGGACAGCAAAUAACCUGCAGCGCUUAAAUACAAAAAAAAAAAAACCAAACAUCUCCCUGUGAAUAUUUCAUCUUUGAGAGGAGAACAAGAGUUUGGUUGUGGUGGUUUUGUUGCGGGAGCAGCGGAACAAUAACCGGGGCUGUGACAGCAGCUCGGUGCAUCGUGCUGGUGGGGGGGGGGCAUUCCUCUGCCGGCUCCUCCUGGACCGAACCGAGCUGCGGUAACGGGAUGUCGUACGUGACAGGAAGGAUUUAGGGUUUUAUUUUAUUUACCUUUGUUUAUUUACUGAUAAACAGAUAAACAAGCUGAAGGCAGUGCGGCUGUGGCCCAGGAGGAUAGAGUGGCCUGGACUUCAGAGGACUGAUGGACCGGAUGGUGAGAGAGAGCAUCUGAAGGACUUUUACCAGAAAAUAUUGGAGCUUUUCUUUGUUUUAUAUGUGAAGAAAAAAAAAUCAGGACAAACACCCAAUCGCUCAAAGACUCUAUUGGUUGACAACCGCCCAUCACCAGCAUCUGUGGCUUCACCGGACCAACACCAGCAGCCAUGUUCAGCUGGCUUGGGACAGACGACCGGAGGAAGAAGGAGCCGGAGGUCUUUCAGACGGUCAGCGAGGGCCUGAAGAAGCUCUACAAGACCAAGCUCCUGCCGCUGGAGGAGAGCUACAAGUUCCACGAGUUCCACUCCCCGGCCCUGGAGGAUGCUGACUUUGACAACAAGCCCAUGGUCCUGCUGGUGGGACAGUACUCCACUGGCAAGACGAGCUUCAUACGCUACCUGUUGGAGCAGGAUUUUCCUGGAAUGCGGAUCGGCCCCGAACCCACCACGGAUUCCUUCAUCGCGGUGAUGCACGGCGACACCGAAGGCGUCAUUCCCGGAAACGCUUUGGUGGUUGACCCCAAGAAGCCCUUCAGAAAGCUGAACGCGUUUGGGAACGCAUUCCUCAACAGGUUUGUGUGUGCCCAGCUGCCUAACCCAGUGCUGGAAAGCAUCAGUGUGAUCGACACACCAGGGAUUCUGUCUGGAGAGAAACAGAGACUCAGUCGAGGGUAUGACUUUGCCGCGGUCCUGGAGUGGUUUGCCGAGCGAGUGGACAGAAUCAUUUUACUGUUUGACGCCCACAAACUGGACAUUUCCGAUGAGUUCUCAGACGUGAUAAAGGCCCUGAAGAACCACGAGGACAAGAUCAGGGUUGUGCUGAACAAAGCUGACCAGAUAGAGACCCAGCAGUUGAUGAGAGUCUACGGGGCCCUGAUGUGGUCACUAGGGAAAAUAGUCAACACCCCUGAGGUGAUCCGUGUCUACAUCGGCUCGUUUUGGUCCCACCCUCUGUUGAUCCCUGACAACAGGAAGCUGUUUGAGGCGGAGGAGCAGGACUUAUUUAAGGACAUUCAGUCUUUACCGAGAAACGCAGCGCUUCGAAAACUCAACGAUCUGAUCAAGAGGGCAAGACUGGCCAAGGUUCAUGCCUACAUCAUCAGCUCCCUGAAGAAAGAGAUGCCCUCUGUGUUCGGGAAGGAGAACAAGAAGAAAGAACUGAUCGGCAGUCUGUCAGAUAUCUACAAACGCAUCGAAAGAGAGCAUCAGAUAUCACCUGGAGAUUUCCCAAGUUUGAAGAAGAUGCAGGACUUACUCCAGUCUCAGGAUCUCAACAAAUUCCAGCCUCUGAAACCCAAACUCCUUGAAGCGGUCGACGACAUGCUAUCCAACGACAUUGCCGGUCUAAUGGUCCUGGUUCGCCAAGAAGAAACACAACGCCCUAACCCAGUUGUGAAGGGCGGUGCGUUCGACGGCACUCUGGACGGCCCGUUUGGCCACGGGUACGGCGAAGGAGCCGGAGAAGGCAUCGACGAUGCCGAAUGGGUGGUUGUGCGCGACAAGCCGGCGUACGAUGAAAUUUUCUACACGUUAUCUCCCGUCAACGGAAAGGUGACGGGGGCCAACGCCAAGAGGGAGAUGGUGAAGUCAAAACUGCCCAACACAGUGCUGGGAAAGAUCUGGAAGCUGGCGGACAUCGAUAAGGACGGGAUGCUGGAUGAUGAGGAGUUUGCGUUGGCCAAUCACCUGAUAAAAGUGAAACUGGAAGGACAUGAACUGCCUUCAGAUCUGCCUGCACACCUGGUGCCGCCGUCUAAGAGGAAAAUACCAGAGUAAAUGUAAGAUUAUCCCCAAGUCCCUGCUCCGCAACCUGUAAGUAGACCCCCACCCCCACCACCAACCCCAUCCCUAGUGAAAAGAAUUCCCAAUAGAAGAGGAAGUUUCCUGUAGCAUCAUAGCAAAACACUACAAAUGCAAAAAGUAGACCGCAAAUUCCAACUCCCAUUCUGCCCUGUUGCUUCACCCGCACAUCUGUAGCCUUUCCUUUCCUUCAAGAGACAAAUAUUAGAACAAAAUAUGCAAAUUCAAAUAAAAUCAGCACACUGACUGCAAACCUUUAUAUGACGGAAAAAUCAACAUUUGUAUUUUUUACCACAGAAUUUAGGAUUUGACUUUGUCAACAGUGAGUUAGAUUUAACUGCAACAUCUCUGCUGUGCUUUUACCAGGGUGGAAAAACUGGAUCCGGACGAGUCUUUAGAUCAGUGUCUUCUUUUUUUAAUUCAAGGUGAGAUAUAUUAGUUGUUUGGUUAGAGAUGUUAGCACAACUGAUACAGUGAAUAGUAAAGAAAAACUAAUUAAAUUCUCAACCAUGAAACACUGGAAUAUAGAAAAAUGCAAGUUGGUCGGAACUACUGGAAGAAAAAUGGAGAGAAUGUGAAGACAAAAAGAAGGAAAGUCUUGUUGGAAGGAUUAUUUUAGGUAUAAAAUGCAAAUAACCAGUUUAUCCCCAUUGAAACUGUGUCAUAGUAACUAUUAUAUUAUAUUAUUAUCUGUUAUCAGCACAGUAAAGUACUACAGAGACGACUUUCACAAGACCACCCAAACAUCUUUUAUUUUGAGGUCCUGAAUAAUUUUUGGUCUCCUGAGAAUUCUGGCUUUCGUUUAAUAGAGACAUAUUAAACCGCUUCAAAGACUUCCUGUCAAAUGUCUCGAGAAUACGCACACACACACACACACACACACAGAGACAGAGACAGAGACACAGACACACACACAGAAAUACAGGGUUUGUAUUUUGACAGUGACACAGUUGAGCAUUCUGUGUCACACUCCUGUUAACCCAAAAAGAAAAUGGUCUAAAUCAGUUACUAACUCUUUAACAUGUAAAAUGUGAAGUGCUGAUGUUGGCGUGCGUGUGUGUGUGUGGGACGGCAUUCAUGACAUCACCAUCCUGUAUUGGACAGAAGGACUUUAAAUAGAACUUUCACGAUGAAGGAGGAAAUCUUUUCAAGCAGAAGAGAAACUUCAGAACGUCGAGUGGUUUGUCUCUUCGAGGAUCUUUUGAAACUGUCGUGAAUCCCGUGAACACGUCUGACGAUACUGUGACUUUAAUAUGAAACUGUUCUCUGGGUGUCGUUCGGACACAUCAGUGCUCUGACGUUCUCCGUAUAUAUUGUGGGGAUGAUGAAUGUUGAAUGUUCAUGGUUCUGUGGGGCCACAUACUGAAUCUUGUAUGUAUGUAUGUAUGCAUAUGAACACAGUGCUAUUAUUUGUAAUGUAUGUGUAUCGAGUCUUAAACAUUACACAGGCUACUGAUGAUGGGAUUCUUCUGGUGGGUUAUUAACUGAAAACUGAGAUGACUCUGUUAUUGUUCACUAAACUAACUCUGCAGUCCAGAGAGUGAAGAUGCAGCUUUCUGCUUAUUUUCUGAUAACAAACACUAAUCCACACAUAAUUCAAUGUGUUUCUCUUUUUUUUUUUUUGUUGGUGAAGAAUAUAAUUGGCUUUCUAUGUCAUGUAUAUAAACUGUACACAUGUAAUACAUGUUCCUCACGUGUAUUACUGCCAGUAUAUGGAUUCAUUAUAACUGUAUAUCUCCCCAGCACAAGAUUAAACACUAAACUAAUUAAAAAUUGGAUGAAAAAUAUUCCAAACAUGUUGGGAAAGUAUUAACUCGUUUUGAGCCUUUAGAAUUGAUGUAUUGAAAAUUGAUUUCCAGUUAAUAGUCAUUAACUCCUCUACCUGUGACGUCGCUGUGAUUUUACUGUGAAUCUAAUGUACAUAAGAAGACUACUUGUAUUCCAUGAGCACAGAUUGUAAAAAAUCAUCCAUCUCAUCUCGUGUGCAUUAUGCAUUAUUAGCUCAUAUUUCACAUCCACGUCAGAAGAUAAAAUAUGUGCUUGUUGAAUAUGGAUUCUCCGCAGAACUCGACACGCUGGUUUCAGAUCCUAAGGGAUUGCGAUGUGAAAUAUUGUCUUCUGCUAAAUGUCCCAUGUGAAAAAACACAGGCGUUAUUUUAUCUGUUUUUAAGAUGGCGAUGCUUUGAUUAAUCUGUACUUCACUGCUUUCCUGUCGACAUAAAGAGUCUAAAAGCAUAAUAAAAUUCAUUUACUCAA
Molecule: messenger RNA, 4546 nt
Organism: Hippoglossus stenolepis (Pacific halibut)
Lineage: Eukaryota; Metazoa; Chordata; Actinopteri; Pleuronectiformes; Pleuronectidae
Gene: ehd3
Product: EH-domain containing 3
Exons: 9
Coding region: 659-2266 (535 amino acids)
Biological process (GO): endocytosis; endosomal transport
Cellular component (GO): cytoplasm; plasma membrane
Molecular function (GO): calcium ion binding; GTP binding; protein binding
Source: RefSeq, a predicted model, not a curated record